GAACUGGAAGAGCAUGUGUAUCUGGACGGGCCAGUGACAGCCGUUGAGCUGUUCACCGAUAAGCCCAACGACAGCGAAGACAGCCCCGUGCAUCUGCUGGUGACCUGCGCAGUGGAGGCGGCGUUUGUGUAUCGUGAUGUGGUGGUGUAUGGGCUGGAGAAAGGCACACACCUGCCGGGGUCAUCGGACGCAGACACCGUCAACUGCCUGCUGGUCAGAGAUGUGACAUUUCGACAGACCAACUCUAUCCUCCUGGGGACCUUCGGCAAUAAGCUGCUGCGAUAUAGUCUGCACCAGGACUCGGAGGCGCAAGACUAUGUACUAUCAGAAACCUACGAUCUGGGACAACCUGUCUUUUUGCUGCUGAGCUCAGAUGUGACUAAAGACGGAGUGGACGAACUUAUAAUAUUACUGCGGGACGGUAUUCUAGUGUCCAAGGUCGGUUUGGAGCAAGCGCAGGAGCGCUGUCGUACUGUGCUCGGCAAUCUGGCGAGUGCAAUCAUGAGGCUGCGCGAUAGGAAGGGAGUUGCUGGUGCAAUUGCCUGAGCUUUAGAAGGAACGCCACAUGAACUGAUUCGGCCUGUUGUAUAAUCUUUAAAUAGAACUACUCGGCCUAUUUUGGAACUAGACUUCGUUCGAGUGCUCGUCUGAACUGGCAAGCGAGUUUGCGCUUAUGAACAUGGUGACUGAUCUCUUAUUCUCUGCGAAUAAAUCUACGCCUCACAUUCAAAUACCUAUAUGAAAAAUUACUUAUAUAUUCCUGGAGAUAGAUACAAAAUCAACAUCUCACUCUAACCUCUUUCGAGGACAGCCAUUGCAAGAUAAUUCUCAAAUGAUUUUUUUCUCCCAGACAUAGCCUC
Messenger RNA from Sphaeroforma arctica JP610, 860 nucleotides. RefSeq lists its product as hypothetical. Gene Ontology annotation, biological process: actin filament organization; negative regulation of TORC1 signaling; cellular response to amino acid starvation. Gene Ontology annotation, molecular function: actin filament binding. The transcript has 5 exons. Lineage: Eukaryota; Ichthyosporea; Ichthyophonida. The annotation marks the transcript as partial. Gene Ontology annotation, cellular component: lamellipodium; KICSTOR complex; actin cytoskeleton. The record is from RefSeq and is a predicted model, not a curated record.